Neopsephotus bourkii (Bourke's parrot) is the source of this 1845-nucleotide messenger RNA. RefSeq names its product protein LYRIC-like. Gene Ontology annotation, biological process: positive regulation of angiogenesis; regulation of transcription by RNA polymerase II; negative regulation of apoptotic process. The transcript is spliced from 11 exons. The coding region runs from base 224 to 1525 and encodes 433 amino acids. Gene Ontology annotation, molecular function: transcription coregulator activity. The record is from RefSeq and is a predicted model, not a curated record. Gene Ontology annotation, cellular component: nucleus. Lineage: Eukaryota; Metazoa; Chordata; Aves; Psittaciformes; Psittacidae.
CGUCCCCACCCUCCUGCACCGCGCAACCGCCCUCACGGCCAAGCCCUUCGCAUCGGGAAUCCCGUGAGCACAGCAGUGUCCGCGCCCCCGGUACCCCUCCUGCCGCCGCCGCCCGCCGCGACCAACGCAGCUCCGGCACCAACUUUCCUCGCGCGGAGGAGCGGAGCGGAGCGCAGCAUCCAUUCCCCUCCCCACCCCGGGGAGGGGCGGCCCGGGGUCGGCCAUGCUGGGCCCGGCGGUGCGCCUGGCUCUGGGCGCGGGGGAGCUGGGGCUGCCGGCCCGGUUGCCGGCCAUGCUCUGGCCCGCGGUACUGCUGGGGGCGGCUGCGGCCGCGCUCAUCGUCCUGCGGGGGCUGAGACGGGGCCGGGCUGCGACGGAGCCCCGCCGCCUCCGCCGGGACAACGGGGGGGCGCGGGGGCAGGAGGACGAGGAUGGCCCCCGCCGGGCGGCCGGGGCGCUACCGGAGCGGCAGCCGGAGGAACAAAGGCGCACGGCGCAGGUUCCAGUGAAUGGUGAAAUUAUAACAUCAGUCAACAUCAACGAGAAAAAGCUUGUCAAGCCUAAGAAGAAGAGGAAAGCCCAGUGCUCAGAUAAGAAGGUGCCAAAAGACCUGCUUUCUGCAGAAAAAGACAAACUGCAAGAGGAGGAAGGAGUUUGGCAGACCAAGAUCAGCAGCCGAGAAAAGAGACACUUAAGGAAGGAAAGGCUGAAACAAAAAGAAGACCCCAGCAGAGCAUCUUUGGGUAGCUUGGUGGCUGAGCAAGCCUUUGACUGGGAUGAGAAGAGAGCGCUGUGGCCACUCACGGAGGACGCCAGCGGUGGUGGAAAAGGUGCUGUCAUUGCCAAAGCAGAGUGUGGGACUGCACUGAAAGUGUCAGGAGCCAUACCGGAAGAAUCGGCGCUCUCCCUGGCAGAAGAGGAUGUUUUCUCCAAUGUAGGAACAUGGGAUAUUGCAGAAGUGAAAUCCUGUCCUGUGACCUUUGGGACAUUAUCAGACCUGUCCAGGGAGUUAGAUAACGUGAAGAAUAAAUCAUCUGAGGCCAGUCCUUCCAGAUGCUGUUGGCACACCAGCUCGAGUUUCCUCCCCACAGACAAUGCAUGGCAGGGGCAGGAUGAUCCUUCAGCUAUUGACCUAGACUCUGACUGGAAGGCUCCCUUGGAAGAGUGGGGAAACUGGACAGGAGAUGAGGAGCACCAGAUGGGGGAUGAGAAGGAGAAGGAUUUGCUGAAAAGCGAAGCAUUCAUUCAUUUCUGCCUUUCUGGACUCAAAAGCAAAAUGCAGCAGCAGCAGAAGAAAAUGGAAGUGAAGAAAGCAAAGGAUGGAGCAGGACUGAGGCUUCCCCAGCCAGGUUUGGAAACAAGAAUGGAAAAAGGCCCAAGGGACUUUUUAUCCAGAAAGCAUAGCGGUCAUGCAGUCUGUGCUUCCUUCAAAAACUCCUUGGAUGUUGCUAUUAAUUCACCCAGUAAUGGUGUACCUGGAAAAAAGGAGAGGAGGAAGAGGAAGAAAAUGAAGAAAGAGACUUGAAGGAGCUGCGCAGCUGCCAGAGUGAAAACACAAUGGGGCAGGCAUGCUAGUGAGCUGCAAGGAUUCUGCUUUCUGUGGUGCUGCACUGAGUCCAAAGCAAAGAGAGGCUCUAGGAGACCUCCCAGGGAGAGAAAGAGGAGAAGAGGAGCAGUGACCCAGAGAGCGUGAGUGAGUGAGAGAACGGAGAGAAUGCGCACACUGUGCACAGGAGGUGGCAUUGGAACGGAGUAGCUGUUCAUUUACCAACUGCUGCCCUUGGUUAAAAGCUGUUGAAUGGGGUUUGACUGGUUGCAUUAAGUCCUUUCAGUUUUUCACUGUCA